This is a messenger RNA of Octopus sinensis (East Asian common octopus), 3210 nucleotides long. RefSeq names its product transcription factor E4F1. The record is from RefSeq and is a predicted model, not a curated record. Gene Ontology annotation, molecular function: RNA polymerase II cis-regulatory region sequence-specific DNA binding; DNA-binding transcription factor activity. The coding region runs from base 98 to 3019 and encodes 973 amino acids. The transcript has 15 exons. Gene Ontology annotation, biological process: regulation of transcription by RNA polymerase II. Gene Ontology annotation, cellular component: nucleus. Lineage: Eukaryota; Metazoa; Mollusca; Cephalopoda; Octopoda; Octopodidae.
CACAAUUGCUCGCAGUGAUGCACAAUUGAAUUCGUUAAUUUCCGAAAACAAGCGGAAUUUGCCGAUCGACUCCUUUGUCGAUUGUCGCAAAAACGCCAUGACUGAAAGUUGCGACAAAGCUCGGAUUUCCUCUACGGCACCUUCACCUCUCAAUCUUGACUUAGCCAGUGACAGUGAAGAUGUCCAUUACUGUAAGAGAUGUAAGCAGGAGUUUACAAGUCUCCAUUUCUACCUUGAACACAAGAUUCAGCAUGACAAUUUUAAGGUGAUAUAUGCAAGAUCUACGUAUGACCGUCGUGUGAUCGUUCCAAAACUAGUCCCAAAAGAAAGCAAGGUCAGUAAUCAACCAUCUACGAACCAAAACAUUGAUGGUAAAGAAAAUCAACAGAAACUUCCCAGAAGAGGUGGUCGAGGACGACAAAAGGUCCCAGAUGUUGAUGAAAAGUUAAUAACAGAGAAAACUACAUAUACGUGUGACAAGUGUGAUAAAACAUUUCAUAGAGAAGCUGCUCUACGUCGUCAUGUCAAAUACGACCACACAAACAGUGAUGAUAACGAAGAGGAGGAAGAAGAGGUGGCGGAAGUGGAGGAUGGAGAAAAAGACAAGCAAACUGAAAAAGAAGACGUAGAAAACAAGGAUGAGAAUCCAGAGAAAGUUGCUGUUGAAGAUGUUGAACUCGAUUAUAAAUCUGCAGAAAUACCUGCUGAGGGUAAACCAACUCGACCAUACACCUGCCAAAUUUGCCAACGCAGCUUCAAAAAGAUUAUUGUUUUGAGAACACACAUGUUAACACAUUCUGACAAGAGAGAGCAUCAUUGCUUUUUUGAAGGUUGCACUUAUGCUUUCAAGACCAAAGGAUCCCUUAUACGUCAUAUGAGGAGACAUACAGGAGAACGGCCUUACACUUGUAAUAUGUGCAAGCGAAGCUUUACUGAAUCUGGUGCUCUCAGCAGGCAUCUGAAAUCAAGAACUCCAUGUACAGCUAAGAGGGAUUCUGAUUUACCAUGUUAUGGUCAACGCUGGAACUUUAUUGCAAAUUUUCCAUCUACAAUGGGAAAAAUUCAAAAUACAAAUGAAAAUACAAAUUUACAAACUCCUGAUAUAACUAAUUCUGAGGAAGAAGCUUUUGUUGAACAGUCUCAGACUGAUACUGUAUUGCCUAUGGAUGAUUCUGUCUGUGAAGCUGGUGACUCAGAAACUACCACAGAAACAUCUCAAGAUAAUGAUAAAUUAUCUCCAGUAAUGGUAGAAAAGAUUGAUCUUCUUAAAACAACUCAGUGUUGGGUAUGUUGUGAAGAUUUCUCCUGUGUUAAUUCACUUCGGGUACAUUUACGGACUCAUCUUGCAGACAUGCCAUUCCGAUGUGGUCUUUGUCAUUUUGUUGCUGAGAAGCGCCAAGAACUGGGUCGACACAUGCUUUCCCAGCAUAAAAUUGAACUGAAGGGUCCAGAAGAAUCUCUAACGUCUUGUUCAGCUAUUCUUGAUAAUGAGGGUCCUGUACAAGAAAAGGAAGAGUCUAGCAUAAGUGUAAUAUGUCGAAAUGCGCGAAUAGCUGUCAACCAACUGCUGAAGCUGAAAAAGGAAUUAGAGCCAAAUGCUGCAGAUGAGGAGGAGGCAAAGGUAUUUGCACCUGCCGAAAUUCAAGGUGGUCGACCAGUAUAUAAAUGUCAUGUCUGUAUGCGUUCAUUCCGUGGAAGUGCAUAUUUGCGAUUUCAUCUUAGAAGCCACACAGGUGAGAGACCUUUCAAGUGUAACGAAUGUGGCAAAGCGUUCACUACGAAAGACAUGUUAAACAAACACGUUAGCACUCACUCUGAGGAACGUAACUUUAAAUGUGGAGAAUGUGGCAAGUUAUUCAAGCGAAUUUCCCAUGUACAAGAACAUCUCAAAAUCCACAGCACGAUGCGUCCUUAUACAUGUUCUGUGUGUGAUAAAUCUUUCAAAACAUCUAAUGCAUUGAAAGUACAUCUUCGAAUCCAUACUGAUGUUCUUCCUUAUGAGUGUCAGUUCUGUCAGCGCCACUUCCGUGAGAAAGGCUCUUUACAAAGACAUGUGCGAAUGCACACUGGGGAACGUCCAUUUCAGUGUAAAUUCUGCAAUCGAAGUUUUGCUGAGCAUGGUACUCUGAACCGACAUCUCAAAGCCAAAGUUCCUUGUAUUCGGUUAGCCAAAUACAAAGAUGUUACGGAUGGUACUUAUCCAACAGUAUUAGCAGAAUUUUCAUCUGUUGUAGCUGAUACUCAGCAGUAUAUUGUAUCCGAGAGGGAAGAAAAGAACGAUUCUGAACUGGAGACUGCUGAAUAUGUAGUGCUGCAUACAAAUUUAUCAUCAGAUGAAAUUAUUCAGAAUGUAGAAAUCAGUGCCAAUGCGCAUGAUGUGCAGCACUCAAUGUUGGAAGCCACAGGGUCUGAGGAAACUGCAUCGUACAUAGUAGUGAGCACAGGUUCGCAAGAAAACAACCUGGACAUGCUUGACAUCCAAGCUGUGGAGAGUUUAAUUCUGCCUGCUGAAGAGCAGGUUGUCCAGCAGUCGGACAUUGAAGUGAGUGUUGUUAACGAGGAGAACGAACAGAUUGUUGAGACGAACGGUGACUGCAGUGGAGAGCAUCACGUCAGCGAUAUUGUCAAUAACAACGAUAGCAUUGUAGAUAACAAUGAGAACAUUGAUCAGAGCAAUGACAUUAAUACGGUUGAGGAUUUACAAACGGUAACACUAGUUCAACAGGCCAUUCCUACUGAGAACAAUGAAAUCCAUGCUAUUGCAGUGGCCCCACAAGAGGAAAACACUGUAUGUGUUUCAACAUCAGACACCAUUCACCAGGCUGUUAUAACGGUUGACAUGGUAGAUUCCUGUGGUCAGGAACAAACUCUAGACAUAUCUACUGAUAUGAUGGCUACUUGCAGCCACGAACAAUCCCUCGACAUAGCUGCCGAUAUGAUGGAUCCUUGUAACCAGGAACAAUCUCUUGACAUAUCUUCUAUCCAAGAAGUGAGUGCCAUGGAUGUGGAUGAAAGCUGACAUUAAAAAUAUUAUUGUGUGUAUAUGUGACUGUUAAUGCUGGAAGAUUCGUCUGACUUCCUGCAGAACUGUUAUGAGAUCUUUCUAUUCACUUGUAUGAAAGAAAGAAAGAAAAGCAAAAAGAAGUCUGGGCAAAUAUAUUUUUAUCAGGAAAAAAACUAAAUAUGAAGAGUAUAUUCUUCCCGUGUCAU